Colletotrichum karsti is the source of this 324-nucleotide messenger RNA. RefSeq lists its product as uncharacterized. The record is from RefSeq and is a predicted model, not a curated record. Lineage: Eukaryota; Fungi; Ascomycota; Sordariomycetes; Glomerellales; Glomerellaceae. Bases 1 to 324 code for a protein of 107 amino acids. The transcript has a single exon.
AUGGAGCCAUUCACCUACCCGGUAGACGAAGCCAUAAUGCGGCGCAUUCUCGAGGCCGUCUCCAAGCUGCGCAACAUGUACCAGCAACCGGGCCAGACCUACGACGACUUUAUCAUGGCCUACGACGCUCUCGAGACAGAGCUUUCCGUCCGCCUCCCGGAGCUCUAUCGCGUCUGCGAUGUUCUCAUCCGACUGCUUCCCGAGCUACGGUGGCAGGUCGUUUCUCACGGCAUCCCGUCGACUAGGGAGGAUUUGGAUGCGGCGGCGAGGCGGGCGGAUGGGUUGGCUGAGGAUUUUGGGUUCAUGAGGUCGAUGGCAUCUUGA